AUGUCGACGCCAAUACUACCGGUCUACUUCGAACUGAGCUGGUCGAUUCUGAGCACCAUCGGCGCCGCGAACGUUCUCUUCGGCCUUCUCAUCGUCGGCAUCACGACCUUCUCGCAGAUCACCGUGGUUCCCAUCAUCUCAUCGGCUGCCGGGGCCAUCGCGAACGGGCUGUGCUACUACGCAUACUACGAUGAGGGGUACUCACUACGGAGCAAAGCCGCCGCGUCUGUGUUUGGAGACUUAUUCUGGAUGGUGCAAGAAGUCGGCCUCUCCUUUUACAGCUGGGUUCUCCUUCGCAGAAUACUGAAGGAUCGGGGGUGGAUCAUUUUCAACGGUUUGUUCUGGACCAUCAUCGCCGCUGUCGUCGCCCUCCGCAGCGCCAUCGCCGUGUCUCGCGUGAAGUUCAUCCUCAGAGGGAACACGAAUCUCCAGAGCACGGUCAACAAUCUUCACAUCGCCUACUUCGUCCUCAUCGCAUCACUCGAAUGCGUCAGCGCAUUCUUUCUACUGAAGACGUUCGCCGAGGUGAAGUCAAGCUCGAUACGAGCAGCGUUGAGGGGCGGGCUGUUCAAAUACCUCAUGCGAAGCACGGAGGUCCGACUCGCCACGCUCGCCGUACUCGGAACGAUGAGGGCGAUCACGUAUUCUUUUCAAAUGACGGCUCAAAGCGCGACAAAUGCGGCGAGCCAACUAGACCGGUUCGCGUACACGCUGGAGUGCCUUUUCCCGGUUGUGAUGUUCAUCGACAUCUUGGCGUCGAAACUCGUCUUCACGACACAGGUCUACGACCCGACCUGCCCAAGCCGACCAGCCCUGCGGGGGUUCACCUCGGCCAGGAAGCCGGAAGAUUGGGACCCGGUCACGCAGCAGAGUGAACGGGUCGUCGAAGUACGCGGCGGGAGAAGAUCAAGUUCACAGGAGAACAUACUCAACACCGGUCAAUCAAAGUCGAGGUCGAGAUCCGAUGUAGACUUGGACCAGAUAGAAGCACUAACACCGCUGGGAGGUAUCAACAAGACUGUUGAGGUUCGAUUCCAUGACAGGAUGGGGCUGACUGUGAGGAGGAUUGAUAAGCAUUAA
Colletotrichum karsti is the source of this 1080-nucleotide messenger RNA. RefSeq lists its product as uncharacterized. Lineage: Eukaryota; Fungi; Ascomycota; Sordariomycetes; Glomerellales; Glomerellaceae. The transcript has 4 exons. The coding region runs from base 1 to 1080 and encodes 359 amino acids. The record is from RefSeq and is a predicted model, not a curated record.